Molecule: messenger RNA, 3990 nt
Organism: Polyodon spathula (Mississippi paddlefish)
Lineage: Eukaryota; Metazoa; Chordata; Actinopteri; Acipenseriformes; Polyodontidae
Product: putative stereocilin-like protein
Exons: 15
Coding region: 1-3990 (1329 amino acids)
Biological process (GO): cell-matrix adhesion
Cellular component (GO): stereocilium tip; kinocilium; cell surface
Source: RefSeq, a predicted model, not a curated record
AUGGCUGUCUUGCUCCCACUGUUGGUGGUCCUGCUGCUCAAAGAGCCUGUUCACAGCUCAGGUGAUAGAUCAGCAAAGCUAGUGGGAGUGUGGAAGGACGUGGCCUCGCUGUGGAGGAGAGGGGGGGGUUGGGACCCCCGCAGAGAACAGGAGCCCCUGGCUGGGCCACAGGGCCGACGCAUCCAGACCGUGGUCAACAACAUCAUGGAUGGGCUUCAUACCCUGGGCCUGCUCCCUAAGAAAAGCAUGAGACUCCCACCUCCCAGCAGCCCACUGGACCGGAACCGUCUCUCAGGCUUCCUCUACAACAUUUCCAUGUACCUGCAGGGGAGUGGGGGGGAGCCCGAGGCUGACACAGGUGCGUUCCCCUCGGACCAGGCCAGGGAGCAGUUCUGGGGGAACAUGCUGUACUCCCUGCUCCAGCCAGAGGGGGGCGCGGGGCUGGGCCCUGCUGAAGAGAAGGUGCCCCCCAGGCCCAGCUUUAGGAUCCUAGAGCUCUUUCUGUCUCUGAGAGGCAGCCAGCACUGGGAUGGGCUGCUGGGCCUGGUCCAGACUGUGAUGAGCCUCUUUGAGAGGCAGCAGCUGCACCCCCUGCUAGCCUUCCUCCGGCAGAACUGGGACACCAUCAGCGCCUUGCUGGAGACGGCUCUGCAGGCCCUGGUGAGCGGCACUUACGGGCAGGCCAGCGCCGGGCUGCAGGGCUUCCUGUGUGCCCUGAGCGGACGCACGGACUGCGGCUUCAACCUGGACUGGCUGCAGCAGCUCUUCCAAUUCAUGGAGGCGCGGAACUGGAAGCCGGUCGUCAGCUUCCUCCCGGGAAUCAGCAGCAAUGGGGGCCCUCAAGGAGAUGCGCCCCCCUUCGAACACUUCAAGCCCUUCAGCAUGCUUCCAGGGGCCCUCAAGGGGGAUCCCUUGGCAAGCAAUCAAAGCCAGCCCGAUUCCAGGGGGCUGGGAUCCAUGCAGACGCUCCUCCUCCAGGCGCUCUCGCAGUCCAAUGAGGCGGAGAGGGCAGGGCCGGUGGGGGAGCCUGACCCCGCCCCCCUCUGGCAGCGGUUGGACGGGCUGCAGCGGGGGCUGCUGCGCAGGGUGGGCAGCUCCGUGUACGCCAGCCUGAAGAGGAAGGUUGCCAGGGUGACAGUGUCGCUGCUGGGGGAUGUCUCGGCCCUUGUGGGGGUUCCGAAGACAGACCGCGAUGGGAAGUGCUCAGUAGGUAACUUGAGACAGCUGCUUCUGUGGGGGAUCAGAAAUAACAUUACCUGGAAUGCCCAGGCUCUCGGCUUCACCUCACAGGGUCUUCCCAGCAGACCCCCCUUCCUGUCCUGCAGCCCAGCGAGGCAGGCGGGAACGAGGAGGAUGGAAGCGAAAAAGGGGGCAGGGAGGAGGGGGUCCCAGCAGCACGGAGGAGCUGUGGGGAGACCCAGGGUCUUGAACCCAGAGGAGGCCUGGGGAGAGGCUGAUUUCCCGCUCCCCACAGAGAUCCUGGAGGCGGCCUGUAACGAUUCGAUCCCCGGGCUCACCGGGGUGUCUAACUUCACGGUGUUCCUGUACUGUAAGCUCUUCGACGGGGGCAGCGGUGCCAGAGAACCCGAGACGGGCCAGGCUGGGCUGGACCUGCGAACCACCUGCUCCGACGCUGCUUGGUACCUCUCCGCAGCCGAGGACGACUUCCUGUGGGUGCAGGUGUGCAGCGAGUUCUUCGCCAGCGAGUUCAAAAACACCGUCUGUGCCAACUCUUCCUUCUGGCAGCAGCGUGCCCACAGCCAGGCAGCUGCAGUGAAGGAUUACUACAACGACAAUCAGUCAAGCAUCGAUGAGCUUUGUGUCCAGCUGUCCGGCAAUGUUAGUGAACACUCGGGGACGGAGGCUAGUGAGGACUGUCUGACCCACCUCGGGGUGGAGGCUUUGAGCGUCCAGAACUUCAGGAGGUGCUUUCUGCCCAAUGAUUCUGUGCUGAUCGGGGCACUCUGUGGAAACAUGACCUUGCUGGAGGAAGGCAGCUGGGCGGCUAACUUUUGCUCCAAAAGCCAUCAGAAUUCCUCUCAUGUUAAUGUGAUCAGGGAGACUUGCGACUACCGGAGCUGGCCGCCUGGCUCGUUUGGUAAUGCCACGCUGCUGGAGCAGUGCCGGGGCGCAGAGGGGCUGAGGGAGCACAUCUGCCGCAACGUGACCUUCUACCACCUCCUGGUGACCUCUCACCCGUGGCUCCUGGACUACUGCGCAGACCCGGAAGCAAACCCGGAGGAUGACAGGUGCUUCCUGCAUAGGAUUUUCAACAUGCUCCCUGUCCCCUAUGACUUUGACUCCUCUCAGCUGUGCUGGAACCCGGCUCCCUACCUCCUGGAUGCACUGUACCAGCUGAGCCAGUGCGAGGGGGCUGUGGACGAGCGUCACGGGUGGAUCGGCAGCGUGAACUAUGUGCUGCACGUGGUCGACUUCAUCGUGGCCUUGUCCUCAGGGCUGGAGGAGGGGGAGAGGGAGGUGAGGCAGGUGCUGGGAGAGGCCAUCCUGCUCUCCAGUCUCCUUGACAACACCUCCUUCUGGGCCACCUUCCGCCCCAAUGCCUCUCUGAGCGUGCUCCAGACUGUGGGAGUGUUCCUGAAGACAGAGCAGAACCUCACCCUCAAAGAGGAUCUGCUCAGCUGCUUUAGUCCUGUGCUCUGGGACCUGAUUCAGAGAGAACACAACUCGUCAGCUCUCAGAGUUCUCUUCCAGGAGUACCUGCAGAUGCCUCAGGAUAACUUUCGCACACUGCUGAUGUCGGCCGAGAACGAGGCUGUCAAGAGAUUUCUUUCCCAUAUGCAUCAAACCUGGGAUCAGCUGCAGGUGGUAACCCCUCAGGUUUCGCAGCAAGAUGAGCAGGCCAUGGAAACGAUGACCUCGGCCUUCAUCCACAAGUUUCCACGCGUCACCCCUGACCUCUUUGUCGACCUCUCACAGUUCAUCCCAUUCAUGUCCGUCUCUGACAUCAUGAGCUUCCCAGCCUCAUUAUUGGUCAACGACAGCGUUUUGACAGCGAUCCGAGAUCACAGCCCUGAAAUGAAGUCUUCCCAGAAGAGGGCCUUUGUCAAAAGGCUGCUGCAGUCCCACUUGUUCGGGGAGGUCUCUUCUUGGCCACCAUACUUCCUGAGCUCUAUCCUGCCACUCCUACCACACCUGCCACUCUCCCACUUCCAGCAGCUCACAGCAGAGCAGCUGAGCCCCCUAGUGGAGGUGCUGGGGAACGGCAGCCUGGACUCGACGCGAGGGCACCACCUCCUGCGCACAGUCUUCAACACGAAGAGGAAUCUGACUGCAGGCGAUGUGCAGAGGCUGGGGUCGCUGCUGUGCUCAGUGACCCCAGAGGACCUGAGGCCCCUCCUGUCAGCCCGACCCCUACCAAGUCCUCUGAGGGAGCGCCUGCUACAGUGCGUGUCUGAGGGGCUCACCAGCGCCACCGGCAGGCUCUCACACUGGCUGCUCCUGGCUCUCCGACCCCUCAAUGCCAGCGACCUCACCACCCCAGAGCUGGCCUCUCUCGGUGGGAUGCUGCCCCAGCUUGGAGCUUCCUUCUUGCAGUCACUCUCCACACCGCGGCUCCUGGACAUCCUGGCGGACCCAGGCCUUGCAGACUUUCCCCCUGCACAGGCCUUUCAGCUUUUGACGGAAAUAAUUCAGAAUACAAAUCUCAGCAUUGCCUCUCUGUGCCGCUUGCGCCCCCUGCGCUCUGGGCUCAGCCCCUCAGUGCUGCAGACCCUCUCUCCACCCAGCCCAGGGGGCUCCUCUUGUGACUGCUGGAGAUCCCUGCUGUCCGUGCUCUCCCCAGCACAAAGAGCUGCAGCGCUGGACUCGCUCCGGCCCUUGAUGAACGGUUCUCAGAGCUGGCUCCCUCAGAUGAGCUGCCUGGUUCCGUUUGUGCCCCUGAAGGAGCUGGCACUGGACGGAGCAGAAGUCCUGAGAGACAGCGCCCUGUACAGGCAGCUGCCUUGGUCAACGCAACAGGUAUUGCUGUGA